UGGUAACUCUGCUUUCGUCUUUGGGAAGGUUCGCUAGCGGUUGUUCUACCGAGAUCCGCGCUCCCUUCCAGCAGCUGGGGAGAGAAUUUUUGUUUUUUCUCAAAAGCUCUCAGCGUAGUAGCCAGCAGUUUAAAAUAUUUCCAGGCACCUUUUUGAAAGUAAAGAUUCCUUUGUGGGCAUCUUUUAAAUUUUGCUUUUAAAGCCCCUCUUGCUUAAGGACACUUUCGCUUUUUUUAAGGAAGAGUGAAAUCUUCACUUUUUGUAAAAGGGUGCUGCCUGGAUUUGGGAUUUCGUUUUGUUCAAGCUUCCUUCGCCGCCUGCGCCCAAUCAUGGUGAUGUUCAAGAAGAUCAAGUCUUUUGAGGUGGUCUUUAACGACCCCGAAAAGGUGUACGGCAGCGGAGAGAAGGUGGCCGGCCGGGUGGUCGUGGAGGUGUGCGAAGUCGCUCGAGUCAAAGCCGUGAGGAUCCUGGCUUGCGGCGUGGCCAAGGUCCUGUGGCUGCAGGGAUCGCAGCAGUGCAAGCAGAGCCUGGACUACCUGCGCUACGAGGACACCCUCACCCUGGAGGACCAGCCCACAGGUGAGAACGAGAUGGUGAUCAUGAGACCUGGAAACAAGUACGAGUACAAGUUCAGCUUUGAGCUUCCUGAAGGGCCUCUGGGAACAUCCUUCAAAGGAAAAUAUGGGUGUGUAGACUACUGGGUGAAGGCUUUUCUUGAUCGCCCCAGCCAGCCGACUCAAGAGACAAAGAAACACUUUGAAGUGAUGGAUCUCGUGGAUAUCAAUUCCCCAGAUUUAAUGGCACCAGUGUCUGCUAAAAAGGAGAAGAAAGUCUCUUGCAUGUUCAUUCCUGAUGGGCGUGUGUCUGUCUCCGCUCGAAUUGACCGAAAAGGAUUCUGUGAAGGUGAUGAUAUUUCCAUCCACGCUGACUUUGAGAACACAUGUUCCCGCAUUGUGGUCCCCAAAGCUGCCAUCGUGGCCCGCCACACCUACCUUGCCAAUGGCCAGACCAAGGUGCUUACUCAGAAGUUGUCAUCAGUGAGAGGCAAUCAUAUUAUCUCAGGAACAUGUUCCUCCUGGCGAGGCAAGAGCCUUCGGGUUCAGAAGAUCAGACCAUCUAUUCUGGGCUGCAACAUUCUCCGUGUUGAAUAUUCCUUGCUGAUCUAUGUGAGCGUCCCUGGCUCCAAGAAAGUCAUCCUUGACCUGCCCCUGGUGAUUGGCAGCAGGUCGGGUCUGAGCAGCCGGACAUCCAGCAUGGCCAGCCGAGCUAGCUCUGAAAUGAGCUGGAUAGAUCUAAACAUCCCCGAUACCCCAGAAGCCCCUCCUUGUUAUAUGGACAUAAUUCCCGAAGACCACCGAUUGGAGAGCCCCACCACUCCACUGCUGGAUGACACCGAUGGGUCCCAGGAUAGCCCUAUCUUCAUGUAUGCUCCCGAGUUCAAGUUCAUGCCACCACCCACAUACACUGAGGUGGAUCCUUGCAUCCUCAAUAACAAUGUGCAGUGAGCGUGUGGAAGAAAAGCAGCUGUACCUACUUGUUUCUUUCCACCUCUCUUUUGGACACUCACUUUUUCAGAGACUCCAUAGUCUCUGCAGUGGGAUAUGGAUCCUCCAGCCUCAGACUCCCCAGUGCGCAGGCGUUGACCAGCAUGCGAUUUUCGGGUUCCAGAUGGCGUGGACUCGUCCUCAGCGCCAGUGUUGGGAUAUAGGAGUGUUUGCUGGAUGGGUUUAAAAACACACUAGAAAAAUUCAGGCCCAUUCCAUUUUCUCAGAUCUCCCUGAAAAUUGAGGCAUUUUCACUAUUUUGAUCAGGGUUAGUAAUGGCUACCCAACCUGGUCCUCCCAAAGUUUUUCUGAAGGGAAUUACAGGCUGUUAGAGUAACAUCAAACUCCAGACUUGUGCCAUAUGAGUCAGCUUAGAAGAGGUUUUUAAAAUCAGUGUUUCCCUUUGCUUUGUACACGUAGAGAAAAAAGAAAAGAAAAAAAAUGCUCCAGGGAUGAUUUGGGUUUGAACUCUAGAGAGUACUGCUCCUGUGAGUUCUGGGGAAGCUCCUCUGAUGUGUCUUUGCUUAAAUACAAUUUAACCUGGUGUAAAGCAGUAGCAACUACGUACCACCAAAGGUCUUAAAAGCCAUUUUUAGAGUUAUUGCACUGUGUUCUCCUGUUGCAAACUUAUGUACAUGGGAGAAUCUGGUUUUUUUCAUGUGACUCCUUGGAAUUGAUUCUGAGGUGAUGCUCUCGGCACUUUAGUUCCUAUCAUUUUUUUUUUUUUUGCCUUUAAAUUUCUGUUUUUCCUUCCCAUCUCAAAUGUAAGCUACUAGUCUCUAGGGGGAAGCAUAAUGGCACAGAUGUGUUAGUAUUACUUUUGAGACUUCGUCCCAGUGUGCAGAGGGACUUUGGAACAAAU
Molecule: messenger RNA, 2406 nt
Organism: Fukomys damarensis (Damara mole-rat)
Lineage: Eukaryota; Metazoa; Chordata; Mammalia; Rodentia; Bathyergidae
Gene: Txnip
Product: thioredoxin interacting protein
Exons: 8
Coding region: 330-1505 (391 amino acids)
Biological process (GO): protein transport
Cellular component (GO): cytoplasm
Molecular function (GO): ubiquitin protein ligase binding
Source: RefSeq, a predicted model, not a curated record